AUGCGCUCCGUAUCCGAAGCCGAGAAGCACUGGCGCUUGCUCGACAACUUCCAUUCCUUGACCGAUCUCAAGAUUCACGUAUCCUCCCACAAGGAGCCCCAAAUUACUGCAGGCCUCCGAUCCGUCUGCUGGAAAAUCUUUCUAGUCUUCAAGACUCUCGAUCGUUCGUCAUGGCCCACCCACCUCAGCCAGGCGCGCAAGACAUACGAAUCCCUCCGUACUCACUACCUCCGUGCCAUACAGAACCCAAAUGAGUUCGAAUCUACCGUCGAUCCCCUGAGCGAGCUAUCAGAGUCCCCAUGGAUAGCCCUACGAGCCGACGAGGAACUUCGGACCGAAAUAUUUCAAGACAUUGAGCGAUGCAUGCCCGAUAAUGUAUACUUUCGCCAGCCCGCCACCCAAAACAUGAUGCUGGACAUUUUGUUUGUGUGGUGUAAAAUGCAUCCCAACAUUGGCUAUCGGCAGGGCAUACACGAGAUACUAGCCCCUGUGCUGUGGGUUGUGGAAAGAGAUGCCAUUCAGCUCGUGGGCCAGAAACCCGGUGCCAAAGAUCGCACGCUCGCAGAUAUGCUCGAUUCUGCAUACAUUGAGCACGAUACCCACAUGCUUUUCUCUGUCAUCAUGCAGACUGCAAAGUCGUUUUAUGCCCCAGCGGAGAUUGGCUCAACUUCCAAAGAGACUCCAAUGCUUGCUCGCAGCUCUAGGAUCUUCGAUGACUACCUGUCGAGGGUUGAUCCAGGAUUGCAUGGCCAUCUCGUGAAGCUUGACAUUGUUCCUCAAAUAUUCUUGCUACGCUGGAUUCGUCUUCUUUUUGGAAGAGAAUUCUCUCUUGAUGCUGUCUUCGACAUGUGGGAUGCUCUGUUCGCGAUAGACUCCACACUAGAAUUAGUCGACAUGAUUUCCAUCUCCAUGUUACUGCGCAUACGGUGGGAGCUGAUCAAGGCUGAUACCAACGAAGCUUUUGCUUUUCUGCUCAGAUAUCCGGAGCCGGCCAACCCACCUUACACCUUCAUCAAAGAUGCUUUGUAUCUGCGUGACCACCUAACCCGACAGGGCGGCGUAGAAAUCAUCACAAGAUACGGAAAGAAAGCCCCUGUUUUUGAGUCUGAGACGAUAACAAGUCCUCGUGAUGCUUCGCCAUCACCAUCGUUCGCCUCAAGCCGAACACGGAAUAACCUGGGGUCGCCAAGAAGCUUUGUCAGCCAACAAGGUGCUGGCAUAGAGGCAUUGAUUCAAGGCGCUGCCAAAAAUGUAUUAGAUCGCGGAUCGCAAUGGGGUGUAGGAAAGGCUCUACGAGAUGCCGUAGGGGAAGUAAAGAAGAAUGUCGAAGCCUACCAGUCAGGAGUGAGUUCAGGCAAUGCAACGCCACGAUCUGGUGCAAGAGAGUUUCGAAAACCCAGCCUGCCAACAACCGCUGCCAAUGGGCAGCCCAGCCUGGAAAGAACACAUUCGGCCAAAAGCAUGAGUAAAGUAGAGGAGCUCGAUCGUAGAAACAAGAAUCUGGCCAAGAUGCUGGAGGCUGCAAUCGGUGAAUUAUGGGAGCAUCACCGCGAACGUGACGAGGCACAAAGAGCAAAUACAGAUGAUGAAAAGGGCAAAGAGGCUAUUGAAGCACUUAGUCUUGCCAUUGCAAAGGUACAAUUUGUACAGGUAUACCUGGAAGAUUCAUCCAUCCCGUUGCCUGUUGAUGAAGCAACAGAGCAGGCUGCAACUGCACAGGCUACAGCAACUCUCGCUUCUCCAAUCCCACCCUCCGUAACAGGACCCGAACAGAGUUCGAAGAUCCAGCCUGUUACAUCCACGGCAAGUCCUCGUCCCACCACACCUUUGGUAGCAGUGCCAAGUAAUCCUACUCCAAUUAGUUCACGCCCGGCAUCCCCUCCUGCCAGCACACUGUCGCCACCAUCGAAGCUCGCCUCGUCUCUAUCCCCGAGGUCACGGCCACACCUCACCUCUUCAAGCUUUUCAUGGAUGCUGGGCGAAGACUCUGCGUCCUCCAACUUUGCCUCCGGUACAGCACAUUCGACCUUUUCAUCUGACGAGAAGAGGCGGAUGAAGGGCAAAGGAUUUUUGUUCGGCGAUGAUGAUGACGAUAGUAGUAGCAUCAAGGAUGGGAAGAGGGGGGUUGGUGGCAGCAAGAGCGGCACAAAGAGUGCUAAGAACACAAAGGGUAAAAGUGUGCCAGAGCCUGAAGUGGAAGAAGAAGUAAUCGAUCUCGCAAACAUGGGUAACAAAGGAGGGGUGGUCUAA
Messenger RNA from Bipolaris sorokiniana ND90Pr, 2250 nucleotides. RefSeq lists its product as uncharacterized. The record is from RefSeq and is a predicted model, not a curated record. Gene Ontology annotation, biological process: activation of GTPase activity. Bases 1 to 2250 code for a protein of 749 amino acids. NCBI's taxonomy places the organism in Eukaryota, Fungi, Ascomycota, Dothideomycetes, Pleosporales, Pleosporaceae. Gene Ontology annotation, molecular function: GTPase activator activity. The transcript has 5 exons.